Messenger RNA from Dioscorea cayenensis subsp. rotundata (Guinea yam), 4834 nucleotides. RefSeq lists its product as uncharacterized. Lineage: Eukaryota; Viridiplantae; Streptophyta; Magnoliopsida; Dioscoreales; Dioscoreaceae. The transcript is spliced from 10 exons. The record is from RefSeq and is a predicted model, not a curated record. The coding region runs from base 438 to 3701 and encodes 1087 amino acids.
AUCCUAGAGAGAGAAAAAAAAAAAGAUUUGCUAUUGUGAAUUUGUGAUAGAAUUUUUAGAGAGAGUGAGAGAGAAGCAAAGGCCUCACGACGCCACCACCACCACCUCCACCACCACAUCCCUUCCAACAAACUCCACUUCUCUAAUGAAUUCCAUUGAAUAAAUUUCACCAAAAUUGGUUCUUUUUUUCAUUUUCCGCAAAUUGUUAGAUCCACCUAUCACUUUCUCAGCUCCCCUGACUCCGAUUCGCCAGCAUUGCCUUGAUUUUUCACCAUUUGGAUGUUCUCCUUCUGCAAGAAUUGGAUCUCGAUCUGGUAGAUCUGGUGCUGAGUUCUUCAUUGGUUUUGAGAUUUUAGCCAGACUUAUUCGGUUCAGCUGGAAAGCUUGGGGAUUUUUGUGGUUUUGCGUUGGUUUUUGAGUGUUUGUGAGCGAUUUGGAUGUCAAUGAAUUCGGACACGCAGUUGGAUUUUGCUGUGUUUCAACUAUCUCCCAGACGCUCGCGGUGUGAAUUGUUUAUUUCAAGUGAUGGAAAGAUGGAGAAGAUUGCCUCUGGAUUUUUCAAGCCAUUUGCUAGCCAUUUGAGAGUCUCAGAAGAGCAAGCACUGCAGUCAAUCAAGCUUGAGGUUGAGAAGCAACGAAAUGCAGUACAUUGGUUCAAUAAAGGAACUCUUGAAAGGUUUGUUCGAUUUGUUAGUACUCCGGAGUUAUUGGAGUUGGCCAAUACAUUUGAUGCUGAGAUGUCACAGUUGGAAGUAGCCAGGAAAAUAUACUCUCAGGGGAGUGGAGAUCAGCUUACGCAGACAUUGGGCGAAAAUGAAGCAACCACUACAGCAACUUCGGAUACUACAAAGAAGGAGCUUCUCCGAGCCAUUGAUGUGCGACUGGCUGCUGUCAAGCAGGACUUAACAAUGGCCCUUGCUCGGGUAUCAGCUGCUGGUUUCACGCUUGACAAUAUUUGUGAACUAUCUUCCUUUGCAGAGCAUUUCAGUGCACAUCGCUUGAAUGAGGCAUGCAAAAAGUUAAUUUCCUUGUGCCAACGAAGGCCUGAGCUUAUAUGCAAUCAGCAUUGGCCUCCAUCAUGGAAGGAUUGGGAUGAUGGGAAUGUCCGUUCCUCUUCUGGCUCCGACAUGUCAAUUGAUGAGCCUGAGGCUGGAGUAGACAUCCAAAUCAAACAAUCACAUAAGCCAAAGAACACCAGGAUUCCAUUGGAACCAACACAACAAGCUGCAGCUGACCCUACUCCUAUGUUUCAAGGACCCCAAUUUGUCCAGCAAUGUCUUAAGCAAGGUGAAGCAGACAAAACAGUGAAGGUUCCACCUUCAAAUUCUGCUGAGCCUGAUCGGCUGGCUGGUGGCGGUCCAUCAAAACGGCUUAGUGUGCUGGACCGUAUCAACCUUUUUGAAAGUAAGCAGAAAGAACUAUCAUCAACUCCUAAUAGUUCAAGCAGCGGACCAAGUAGCAGAAAUCGGGUGGCAGUGGGGAAGGUGGAACUGAGGAGGCUCUCAUCUGAUGUGUCUGCGGAGAAGUCAGUGUUAAGGAGAUGGAGUGGCGCUAGUGACAUGAGCAUUGACCUUAACAAUAAUAACAGCAGUGAGAGGAAGGGUACUGGCAGCGCUACAGGGACUUCCUCUUCAUCUAUCAAUUCUCAGUCUCAAUGUGAUAGCGAAUUUCAAGUGAAAGCAUCUGGUGAGUUGAAGGACACUGCAACAACAGAGUCUUCCUCUGGUUCCCAAGAGAAUGAAGUAGGCACUUCAUCCUCUUCGUCACGAAUGCUUCAAUUUGUCUCUCUUCCUAGGGAUAGAGAUCAAGUCGUAUUCAAGGAGCAGGCUAGCGACAAUGCUUGGAUGAAGCAAGGUGGGGGGAAGGAACAGGGAGAUACAAAGCCCCAGUUUGGUACUUCUUUGGGCAAAGCAGACCAUGAUGGACUUAAUGAUCAAAUUGAUGCUUCAUUUCAACCAAAAUCUUUGGUGAACCCAGUGGAGAGUGUUGACCUGAAGCAUCAGGCAACUACUAUUUUACUGGAGCAAGGUGGGAAGACAGAGCAAGAAGCCUCACAGAUUCCAUCCAAAGCCAUUUCAUCUGCCACAGGGCAUGUUGGAAAUGAAGUACCUGAAGGUUUCAGUUCCCUACCAAAAUAUUUUGGUACCGAUCCCAGUGGCUUCAGAAGGAGGGAGCAAUCAGCCUCGGUGACCCUACUGAAAGUAUCCCCACGAACAAAGGAAGUCAGCCGAAAAUCAAAAGAGCAACCAGAUUCUCAGAUUCAAAUGCGCACUUCCUUGAGUAGUGCAGAAAGAAUUACCUUGAAGAUUGAUCCAGUUAAUUCUCAAUCUCAUUGGAAAACUUUUCCUUCGAAAUUGGAGCAAACAACUAAGAAAGAGGCUUCUACUUCUGGGGCACAAUUGGGGGCAUUCCCAGUUGAAGGAGAUUCUGGUCUUCAAGGAAUAAUGCUAUGUAGGCAAACAUCUUUUCCUGAUCCAAGUAGGACCCAUGGAAGCAGAAUUGCAAGAAAAUCCUCACGAGGAAAUGACAAUCUGGUUUCCUCAAGGACAGAGACUAAUCAAAGCCUGGAUGAUUUUGACCCACCUUCUACUAUUUCUGUUGAACAGAUCCAGGCAAUGAGACCAUCAAAAGGAAAUUAUGAACUAAAUGAUGAGCUACAAGUGAAAGCUGACGAGUUGGAAAAACUUUUUGCUGCUCAUAAGCUCAGGACCCAUGGUGAUCAGUUGGGUUCCUCUAGGAGAGGCAAGCCAGCUGAUGUGCCUACGGUUGCUGAAAAGCAAAAAAUGGAUCCUCUUGCUGACCAAUUGAUAGACAAGAAUAAAGUGAUAGAAAACACAAGCAAUGGAGGGGAAAUGGAAUUUGAUGCCAAUUUGCUGUUGAACAUGGUAGAUAAUCUGGCUAGCAUUAACAGUAUGAAUCAGAAGUUUGGUGGUCUCAGUCCAUCAGUUGACUACAGAGGAAAAUUUUACGAGAAAUAUAUGAAAAAGAGGGAUGCAAAGCUGAGGGAAGAGUGGGGAUUAAAAAAAGCUCAAAAGGAAGCAAAGAUGAAGGCAAUGCAUGAUAGCCUAGAACUUAGUCAAGCUGAAAUGAGAGCCAAAUUUGCAGUGGGCAGCAGACAGGAUCUAACUCUUGCACAUCUCCGUGCAGAGAAGCUGAGGUCAUUUUGCAACCGUUCAAAUGUGAAAAACAAAGAUCAGUUCGACUUGUUCACGUUUUGGCAACAGAUAGUAGGUUCCUGCUGGGGAAAGGAUGAAAUAAACUCACAAGAUAUGGCUGAACAUAAACUCUAUGGUGAUGGUUCAUCUGUAAACCUUCAUCCAGAAAAGCUCUCGUCACAUAAAGCCUUAUCUUCCAUGACUUCUCAAACAUCAGUGGCACAGUUUUCCAGCUCUUCUAUCAAACAUGCCUACUCUGAUUCAAUUGGGAAAAGGACCAAAUCUGAAAAUCUGCUUGCUCAGUCAGUUCCUAAUUUGUCCAACGUCAGGAAGGAGAACACGAAGCCAUUUGCAGGAGUGAUUAAUGCAAAUAAUCAUGUAAAGUUCACAAAUGCUCAAAACAUAGGCAUGAAUGAAGAGACUAAAUAUGUCAAAGAUGAGAGACCACACACAGCCUUGAAAAAAAUUUCGGUUAUUCCCAGUGAAUUGCAGAAUUUUUUCACUGUGGUAAAUCAAAAACAUUUCUUCGGAAGGGUAGUGGAGUAGGUCCUGGUGCCAGGGCUGGUAUAACUGAACUGAAAGCCUUAUGGCUUCAAAUAUCUAGAAAUAUGGAGAAAAUUUUAGGACGCUGGUGAAUCAAACAGAAGCUUCACCUCAUGUGGUUAGAGAUGAAGAAUAUAAAAGAACAUCAACAUAAAAUUUGAGGUCAUAGUUUUUCCUUCUGAUUCAGAUACAGAGAAGCAAAAACUGAGCAGAGAUUCAGUAAGUUUUCUAGAUCAUAGAUGAGAUAAUUGUGAUGUUUCUAGGUCACUGUCUGAGGCCAAUGAUGAUCAGUCUACUCUUUCUUCCAAGUUCAACAGGAAAAUAUGCAAGGAUCAACCAGACGAGACCCUGGAUUAUGGAAUUCACACCCUCCUCAUUCUUUGUAUGUACAGGAGGCGCCAUGUAUUGAUCUUACUGUAGAUAUUUAUUCAGGCAUUCCAGCAUCAUGGGACUCCCAUCUGCUGAACCAGAUAAUGGAGGUUGAUGUAUCUCAAAUGAGAAAGAAAUGGGGAUGCUCUCAACUUCUACUCUCGUUGCUAAUGUGUCCCAUUAAUCAAACAAUGAUCUAAAAAAAGGCUUCAAACACUUGUUAAAAUGUUGAAGGCAAAGUAAUGGGACAGAGAACCUACUAACUGACUGGGUGUCUUCCUUGACUGCUGCUAAGGGUGAGGAUGAUACAGAUUAUGGCAGUGAUCUAGAAGUAGGAUAAGGAAAUUGAAAAUGAGCUAUUCAUUUUCUUCAUUUGAUAACCUUAAGGACGGGGAUAUAUUCCAUAAUCAAGUUCAAUCCAUGCAUAGCUCCAUUAAAUUGCCUCUGUCCAACUUCAGAUCGAGGGGGAACCAUCUAUGUGAGAGCUCCCGAUAAGUUUCAAUACAGUUGACAUUGGUACAAAUCAUGCGAAAUUUUGAAGCACAUCUGUCUAUCUUCUCUCUUUCAGUAUUUUGAAAGGAGGAUAAUGAAUCCAAGUACUGGUGACAAAUCAUAUUCUGUUGCAGAAUUUCCCAUUCGAUGUUCAACAUCCAUUCUCUAAUUUGCAAAUAUAUUGACAUUCUUUACUGCUAGGGAUCCAUAUGAUCAUCUACCUGCUUGUUGGUCAGUUUAGUGAAGAAUUGAACUUGCAGAGUUCUUUAAACAGU